ACGGCUACAUCCUGUUGGUCACAGCUUCUGUUUUCCAAAUGAUCUGCAGCUGUUCAUAGUUUAAAACGGUCUAUAUUUUGUCCGCAAAGCUUGGUAGAAUAAACCUCCCUUUGCAGUUCAUGUCGACCUGACGGUUCAAGAGACUUUACUCUGAAAGAUCUGCCUGCACGUCCUGGUGGUUGUUCUGGCGUGCUCCAGGGUUAGCAAGUAACCGUUGGCCUGCUGCGAACAGCGAUGACGGCAGACAGAGUUUCUCUUCCUGCGUAUUGACCUAUGGUAUUGAAUCAAACCAGAGGGUGUCUUUUCAUCAUGGCGAGUGAAAACAGCGAAACCAACGCAGUGAACGGAGAUGAGACUGUUCCCUCAUCCGAGACAAACGAGCAUGACUAUGCCCACGACUCCGCGGACGGUAACCUAACUUCUACGGAAGCGUCCUCCUCAGGUGCACCAGCUGCUAACGAGGCUGUCAGUGCAGAGAGCUUCACGACAGCGGCCGAACCUGAGCCCAGCUCCUUGGGGCAGCAUACCCAGCCGGUGGAGCUUCCCGAACCGGCUGUUGGUGCGGAGGUGGACUGCCCCGGUGGAAACGAUGUGGAGGCGUUUCCUCCAGCGAACACCGAAGAGAUAUCCCAUAAGACAGACCCAUGUCUACUGGCUGCUACGACCUCGCCCGCUCUGCGAGUCGGUCGCCGUAGACCCAGGCGGCCCGAGGACAACAACUGCUCCGCCUGCCACUCUGAGUUCGAACGGCAGGGCCGCAGCUUCAACCGGAGGGCGGUGUACACCUUCUCCACCCCGGAGACGGUGCAGUGGGCAUUCCCGGGCACCUCUGUGCACGAAAAGUCCUUCCUGUGUGAGACCUGCGCCCAGGUCAUCAGGAGCAGCUGUAAACGCAGACAGAGUGGGAAGCGGACUCUGUGGGUGAAGCCGCCUCAGACAAAACAGUCAGAGGUGAGGGACAAGAAGAAGAAAGGCCGCAGGAUGGGGAAGAAGAGCAAAGCGGCGCUGCUGGUGAGCAAGUCCUGCUACAAGGCUGCCUUCAAAAUGCUCUGGUCAGCCAAAGGUGCCCGAAAGCCAAUGAUGGAUUUCUGGAGCAAACAGCUGAAAGAGGAGAUGAAGGCGCUGACACGGCAGACGGAUAAUCCUUUCCAUCAAAAAGUGACGAGCAGGAAGCCGCUGUCAUGCUUCCCCUGGCGGCGUUGUCUGACCUGGGCCCAGGAAAAGGCUCCCCUCGUCACCGCCUGCCUGACCUCACUGUUCCCCGACAUCAACAGCCUCUCCAAGAGCAGCAAGUAAGUCUGAGAGGACACACAC
Molecule: messenger RNA, 1314 nt
Organism: Notothenia coriiceps (black rockcod)
Lineage: Eukaryota; Metazoa; Chordata; Actinopteri; Perciformes; Nototheniidae
Exons: 3
Coding region: 274-1296 (340 amino acids)
Source: RefSeq, a predicted model, not a curated record